Messenger RNA from Serpula lacrymans var. lacrymans S7.9, 1048 nucleotides. RefSeq lists its product as uncharacterized. The transcript is spliced from 4 exons. The record is from RefSeq and is a predicted model, not a curated record. The coding region runs from base 1 to 933 and encodes 310 amino acids. Gene Ontology annotation, biological process: 'de novo' IMP biosynthetic process. Gene Ontology annotation, cellular component: cytoplasm. Gene Ontology annotation, molecular function: phosphoribosylaminoimidazolesuccinocarboxamide synthase activity. NCBI's taxonomy places the organism in Eukaryota, Fungi, Basidiomycota, Agaricomycetes, Boletales, Serpulaceae.
AUGUCGGCACUGAUCAACACAGAUUUCCCCAGCUUGACUCUGUUCUCCAAGGGAAAAGUACGAGAUGUCUACUUGACAUCGUCGCCCGAUCAUCUACUGUUUGCUGCAACAGACAGAAUUUCAGUUUUCGAUGUUAUCUUGCGCAAUGGUGUACCAGAUAAGGGGAAGCUGCUCACGAAGAUCUCCCUCUUUUGGUUCGACAAGUUGAAGGACAUCGUUCCAAAUCAUGUUGUGACUGCCGAUGUCGAUUCAAUGCCAGAAGAGGUGCGGCAGUACAAAGAUCAGCUCGAGGGUCGUGUUAUGUUGGUGAAGAAAGCGAAGAUUAUCCCUAUGGAAGCAAUUGUCAGGGGGUAUCUUACUGGAUCGGCGUGGGCUGAAUACAAGAAGCAUGGGACGGUACAUGGAAUACCUCAACCAGCUGGCCUUGUCGAAUCGCAAAAGUUUCCUGAACCCUUGCUCACACCAUCAACCAAGGCGGAGCAAGGUGCCCAUGAUGAGAACCUUAGUCCCGAGCAAGGUGCCAAACUGAUCGGGGCAGACCUAUAUGCGCGCGUCUCUGAAAUCGCUCUGAAGCUCUAUAGCACAGCAGCAGCAUACGCUCACACCCGUGGUCUUAUUCUCGCGGACACGAAGUUCGAGUUUGGCCUCGUCUCUUCUCCAGGAUCUCCAGACGAGUUGAUCGUCGUUGACGAGGUCCUCACGCCUGACUCUUCGCGCUAUUGGCCACUCGAUCAGUAUGCACCUGGUGGACCCCAGCCAAGCUUUGACAAGCAGUAUGUAAGAGAUUAUCUGACGGGCGUGGGGUAUAGAAAGGGGCUGGAGGCGGGGCCCGAAGGCAAAGCAGGCGAGGGCUGGGAAGUCGAAGAGAGCGUGAUCGAGGGGACAAGAAAGAGGUAUCAAGAAGCUUAUCAGAUGUUGACGGGUGAAGUGUAAUUUAUAAGGAUAUAUAGACAGAUAGAUAGUGCUGUAGUUUCAACGAUAACUGUCUACAACGCACAUGCAGUAUUUUUCUCGUUAGCACUGACAAUGAAGUCAAUUCGUUGUCCAA